AUGUCUUCAACCCGCCAGCUCCCUCUGCCAAGCUUUGUUGCGCCACCAGCAAUCAACAGAGGGCAAUCUCAUCCGGGUACCAAGGCUUCAGCAAGCGGUUUAUCGUCCAUGCAGUUGCUUGGCUCAGGGCAACCGGCACGAUCUACCCUACAGAUUGCGGAGUAUUCAUAUGUGGCCGGCAAAACAAGGAUAUCCACAAACCUUCUCUCAAGUGCGCAAGAGGCCGUGGUCGUUCCUCUCAAACUAUCAUCUUGCUUGUUCAUAGCGGUCGCCAGCCAUUCGUUUUCGAAGCCGCCUCAUGCACUACCGCCAGAGCAGCCUCGAGCAUCUCGCACCUGCAGCAUGUUCAGCCGCAUCACCACUGCCCAGCCCGCUAAUCACGGUACGGAGGUUGCCAACUCUCCAGUUCAUUAUGCCCGCUCCGCCCGAGAAACACAUUCGGACACUGUGGAGCAGACGUUCCCCAGCUUCAGGAACCUCCGGGCUGUCGGCGCUAUGGAGAUUCGACAAAGCCUACUCCCUUGCGCCAUCCCUUGUCCGACAAGCCCUGUGGACAAUUGUACAGUGCAUUACUGGGAAUAUUUUUCUGGCAGAAAGACUUUUCCACCCGAACGGUCAGCUAUCCAUAUCAAUCGCAGUACCCGUACUGUUAGCUUUCACCCUUUUCCACACAACACCGGGUAUAUCAAUCCAGGGUCGCAAAAGGCUGUUUUCGUUGCCCAAACACGACUUGGGUAUAUCCAAGUGCUUUUCCAGCUCCCAAAGGUGACAGUUCGGCUCUCUAAUGGAGCGCCAAAUCGCCCUGGGAGAGGGUGCUUACCCCUCCAGCUCCGAAAGGUGACAUUUAAAUCGCUCCUGGCUUUGGCCGUCGCGCAAGGGGACCUCUCCCCUAAUAAGAAAAUGCGGACGUAUCUCCUGCCGCUACAGUUGAGAGCGGAGAGAGCUCCAUUGUGGGCGCUACCAGCCUCGUACGCGCUUGAUGUUUUCGCCACCCAGGACGGCCCUUCCGCAUCGUAUUGGAUUCCAGUUGCGAGAUUCUCCAAGAGGCGUCCCUCAUCAGACGCCAUACCCUAUCAGACGCCACCAAAGCGACAGCGACAACGGCAACGAGCCGAGCGCAGUGCGGUCGCCCGGGCCAUCAAUGACUCUUCUGUCUCGUUGAAGUGCGGUCCCUCUGCAAGUCGAGAAACGCUCGCCCACAGGCUCUACCAUCCACGUCCUCAUUCGCUUUGA
This is a messenger RNA of Westerdykella ornata, 1233 nucleotides long. RefSeq lists its product as uncharacterized. The transcript has 3 exons. The record is from RefSeq and is a predicted model, not a curated record. Lineage: Eukaryota; Fungi; Ascomycota; Dothideomycetes; Pleosporales; Sporormiaceae. The coding region runs from base 1 to 1233 and encodes 410 amino acids.